Molecule: messenger RNA, 5402 nt
Organism: Brienomyrus brachyistius
Lineage: Eukaryota; Metazoa; Chordata; Actinopteri; Osteoglossiformes; Mormyridae
Gene: vegfba
Product: vascular endothelial growth factor Ba
Exons: 8
Coding region: 2584-3261 (225 amino acids)
Biological process (GO): induction of positive chemotaxis; sprouting angiogenesis; positive regulation of angiogenesis
Cellular component (GO): membrane
Molecular function (GO): heparin binding; growth factor activity; chemoattractant activity
Source: RefSeq, a predicted model, not a curated record
GGGGGGGGGGGUGGAGGGGGGAGGGGCAAGCCAGGGAACAAAGUGUUAUGGGUAUCAUGAGUGACACAAAUGCCAGCACAGGACCUGGGUGGAUUGAGUGGAGAGUAAGAGUGGAAAAUUGUUACAUUUCAUUGAAAAUGGUUACAUGAGGGAUUUGGGACAUGUAACAUAAGAUUCUAUCAUAAAAGAAGGAUGCUGAAUUUUUAUAGGUGUAACUGAUUUGAAUUACGACCUGACUGAUUCCUGAAACCACAGGUGUUUACUGGGCAAAUGAUUACAUCACUGAAGCAGAAAAGGUGAAGCCACACCCUUUGUCCCUUUAGACCUCCGAGUAACACCCAGCUUAGGAUAUUAAAUGGUUAGAAAGCACGUGAGUCAGAGGAACUUGGACUUGAAUUGCCAAUAAGGAACCUCAAAGAAAUUAAAAGGUCAGUGCUAGUGGAUAUGAUUUAACUGUACCAGUUAUAAGAAGUUAAAUUAUAAAUUAAGUUAUGAAAAUAUCUUAGCCACUGAAAUAAAAGUACAAAGGAGUGUUUAUGUCUGCAAUUGUCUUAAUACUAACACAAGUGUUCUCUAAAUAUCUAGUUAAUUGUUAAAAUAUCAACCAGGAGACAGAAGCAAAAACAUGGACUUUCUGUGGGUCCCUGAGGACCGGAUUGGGAAACGCUGCCUUUUAUGACUUUCAGUUCCAGUCAUAGUUUUAACGUGGACGAACGAGGGCCCAAGGCAUGCAGCUGCCAGCCUGUGUCCACCCCAUUCUUCUGGCUCUUAGUAGGUGUUGCACUCAGAACCUGCAGUUUUGUACACACUUAUUGUUUAAGCUAAUUUUCACACAUAAUUAGAAUGAGGUACCGACGUCACCUUGGCUGGAUAUCUGUGCCCUUCAGUGGAAGGAAGGACCUGGGAUGUAGAUCUGCAUGAAUAAACAAAUGCUGUACAUCCAAAAUGUGUUGACAUUACUUGGAGAAGUAAGUGCUUAAAUGUGAGUAUCACUUCACAGUAAGUGUUUAAAUCUAAUGCAAAGUGUCGUAAAUUUGAAUUAAUUACUUAUGAACAUGGCCAUAAAUACUUAAAAUGAUUAAAAUCCCCUAAUUCCUUUGUCUUUCACUUCUUCUGCUAAUCUUGUGCCUGUUGAAUCUGCUGGAUUUUAAAACGUUGUAGAAAGUAUUUUAAAAUGUUUUCAUACAGAAUGUCUCUUUCAGAGACACAGCCUGGAAUAUUAUAAUAGGAUAACCGUUUUAGGCAUGGUGUGUCUUCCUGUUAAUAAAUACCAGUGACACACGAGCUACUAUUUGCUUUAGUUUGUUAAUGCGAGUGCUGUAGGUGUGUUUAAAGCAGUGGGAUGUGAAAUACCGGCAGUCUAAUUGAGACUGACACUGGAGGAAGGGCGACUUAUAAACCGGACUCAGGUUUUCAGAUACGCACCAACCGCCCACUUCAUCCACCUCCCUUCGUCUAAACCACCUAAUUAAGAGAAAAUACGAGAAGGAAAAAGGAGCGCAGUUGAAAUAACUGAACGGUGAACAGGUUGAAGACACCGGUAUACCUGUAACUACUUCGCCUGGAGUGCUUUUCUUCAACUGGCUACCAAAAUAACACGGACAGCCGUUGUGCGGUUUCCGAUUUGCCGCACGCUUUUAUUUUUGUUCCAGAGGGCAAAAUAAAAUCGCAUCACAUUUUUGAAGAAUUGACAUUCUCAUUUCGCAAAGUAUUCCUACUCGUCGGGCGUACAGUUAAAAAAAUACCACCCAGUCAUCUAAAACGUGGAGAAGUUUGCGCUGUAAAGGAGAAACUGUAAAUCCUCGAUGCCCGGUAGAGCGCAAAUUGAGGCAGGAGUAAAUGGGCUCAACUCUGAUCUGCCCUUAAAUUUGCUAGCUACCCGGAGUGGAUUCAUAGCCGGAACCGGUUUAUUGAGGAGGCUCAAGGAAGAUAUACGCCUGGAAUAACUACAUCGUUCAAACCAAUUGCUACGGAUUUUAAUGGGAUUCAAUUUUGGAAAAAUAAAUCUCGUAUUGUUUAUACUGUUCAGUGACCUUUGACGCGUCCUCGGUCAUUUAUGCCUAGCUACCUCGCUAGAAUUAAAUUCGCUCCUCAGAUAUCCAGAACUCCUCCUUAUUCCAUAAGUGUAAAUACAACUACGCGCAGUAAUUCGUAGUAAUUCGUUCCUUUGACUUCUGAAAAAGGCUAUAGGUGAAUACCGGAAUACCGCUCGUUUGAGUAGAAAAAUGUUUUUCGGCAUGGUACUAAAACGGAAACGAUGUAAUAGCAUCGGGCUGUUUUACGCUGAAUGAAAUUAACUGCGCGUUUGACAGGACACGUUUUAAAGUGGAACAUAAAUGAAUGCGGGCUAAUCAUCUGUGUGUGCAAUGUGGUAUGAUAGAGGCUGUGAGUAUAUGCCGCGGUUUGGAAAUUUUAUCCUCCGGUUAAUCCCUGCUGCGAUGGAUGUUAUGGCUUUAACCAUAGCCGAUACGUAUAGUUGCUCAUAAAUUUUAAUAAGGAGAAAUAAAGAAGAAAGGACAACAAACGAAGAAGUUAAUUUACGAAAGGGUUUCACUUGGUGUCCUUUUUUUGGAAACAUUAACAAUGGGGAUUAAGCUUCAAGUUAUUCUAGGAAUGUUUCAGUUCGUCUUGGUUACCAGAAUGCCCACGUCUUAUGCCAAGCUGGCCCACUGGCAGCCUGCCGAAAGUCACAGAUCCAGGGAAGUGCUCAAGUGGCUGGAGGUGUACAGCCGGAGCCGGUGCCAGCCUCGGGAGACCCUGGUGGAGGUCUGGAGGGAGUUCCCUUGGGAGACGCAGCACCUCUUCCUGCCCUCCUGCGUAGUACUGCACCGCUGUGGUGGAUGCUGCUCUGACGAGACUCUGGAGUGUGUGCCCUUGCACACCUACACGCUCACCAUGGAGCUGAUGAAGACUACGUACACAAAGCAUGAACUGGUGCAGAUUCCAUUCACUGAGCACAGCCAGUGUGAGUGCAGACUAAAAAAAGACCUUCUCGCUGUCCCCACCAGACAGGAACAGAGCCCAACAAGGAAAGGGGGAAAGAGAGAAAGAGACAAAUCCAAGCUAAAGAAAAUCGGAGAGAUCAAACCAUCCCUCCCCCCUCCGACCACGAAGCCACAGUGUACGCCCUGUUCUGGGAGAAGACGGGUGCUGGACCGUAUGACCUGUCAGUGUCGCUGCAGCCAAACCUCGGACAGCUGCAGGCAACGAGGAAAGAGGCUCAACCAGCAGAACUGCAGAUGCGAGUCUCUGCGACGGUGAUGAGCUGAAAUUAUGUCUCCCCGCCAUAGUGGAAAUAAAGGAGUCCUGCCUACAAAAUAAUCAUGAGAUGUGAUGGAGAUGAAACAGCGAGAUCAGGGGAAACCCGAAAGGACCAUUAAAGUGGACGGAGUGCGCGCUUAAACAAACAAGUCACACCAACCGCUGUUGACUCCCAUAACCCAACCACCUUGAAGCCACCACAGCAAGUAGUCUUAAAUAAAUAUAUAUGUGUGUGUUAUCAAGUCUCAACAUAACGCUUUUCUAAAAACUGCUGCCAAACUGGAUCACGUUGCCAUGGCACCCCUUUCCCUUAAUGGUAUAAUUAGAAAUGCUUUACAGGCAAUGUUUGGAAAGGUCUGGGGGACAGAAUGGUGGACAUGUGGUUCGACAGAACACACGUUCAUAUUUCUUGAAAUCUUUCAUGUUAUGUCAUGGAUCUUCAUGCGAACGUGGACCUGGAGGUACUACCCAGAUCUGUUAGUAAGCACAUCGAUCCGUUUGGAGUACAGUAGGUGCCACGGGCUCCUCUAUAACCAAUGCUGCUCUUUAACAGGUCAGGACAGGUAGAAUAGCCCUCGUAGAUCACAGUCCUGAAACUGGAGUCCAUAUAAAGAAUCACUUGCCAAAUACCUUAAGUCACAUCAUCAGAAUUCGAAGCCAUUUUAGAGCAAUCCUACAUGGUAAUUUCCUGCUCUUGGUCAAACACAAAGGCAAGGUUGCUGAUGUCCUCUCCGAAUCUGAAGGAGUGAAUCGGAGCAAAAUGUGACCACUGAAUAACGGCAAUGAUGUGCUUGGUGAACAGGUAAAAAGUGGAGAGAAAUUAAAUGUGUGAGUUUGCACAGAGAAAGACUGAAGUUUGCAGAAUUUGACUGGCCUGCUGCCGAGGGAACACCCUACAAUACAUGGUUAAUAUCACACACUGAUACAAGGUGCAGGAAGACUGGCAUCUUGCGCCUGCAAACCAACUGACAAUCGUUUGUCAAAUUAUUAUUUCCAACAUGCCAAUGGUCUGAGGAAAUGGAUUUUUUAGUGGAAAUAAUCCAAGGAAAAGCGAUGUGGGGAGAACACAAAGCUUAAUAUGGUGAAAAGAGAGUUUUGAUGAAAAUUAAUAAUGUCCUCAAUAUUGUAUCACCAUACAAUGAAUAAAUCCACACGUAUGGGCACAUAUUGUUAAAAUGAUCAGGUUUCCUUUUUUUCUGAGGAAUCAAUUUUAUUAAAGUGACCAAAUUUAAAAUGACAUCUACAUGAUCCCCACAUGGCUGUCAUUAAUAACGCGUGUGUGUGUGUCUCUCUCUCUAUUCAGUGUGUGCAUCCAUCAGCCGGCCACAGACUUUGUCAGUGAAUCUUUAUUUUUCCUGUUGGGUUGUUGGUUUUGUUUUGUCUCAUUCCUUUUCUUUUACUGACUGAAAGGGCCUUUAACUUGGUCGGGCAGUGCUAGGAAUGCCAAUAGUGAAGAAUAUUGGCUUUCUUCCACAGGACCACACACAAGCAAACUUAAACACAUACUUGAGUUAUUUUUUUUAAGGAACCCAAUCCUAUAUUGUUCUUUUCGAUGUCAUUUUGUAAUUAACAUCAUUGCCUUUGUUUUUUUGGUUUCUCACACCCGAAUCCAUCUUGAAAUAUAGUAGAUAAUGUUAGGCACUUUAAAUGGCACACACACAUACACACAAAUAAACGCAAUGGUUAAAUACAGACUUGUAUCCCCAGAACUUGUCCAGCGAUUCUGAAACACUGUGAUGCAAAUAAAUUCUGAACAUGCAAACAUAUACACAGGUAACAAAAAGCUUUUUGUUGUUGUUAAAAUUGAGUCAGAAUGGAAAAUAUAUUUUAGAUACUGAUAUAUAUUCCUUGUCAGAUGUUUAGUUGUUUUUUAUGCCAUUAUGCCUAUGUUAAGAUAUAUAUUUGCGAUGCCUUCACUGUGUUCAUGUUGUAAAAAAAAAAAGCUGCCUUUUUUAAGAAAAAUGUAAUGUUUCUUUUGUGUUAUAUUAUUUUUGUUUGUUUGUUGUGUUCCUGCCUCUUAGAAGCACUCGGAUUGGCUGGUUAUUUCACAAAAUGGUGCCUGCAGAGUAUGUCUGUGUGUCUGUGCCGAAGACGAGGUGCGUGUGCAGAAAGAAAGAAAUAUAUUCCUAUGAAUUUUUAAA